Messenger RNA from Angiostrongylus costaricensis, 696 nucleotides. The record is from the annotation of a GenBank genome assembly. Lineage: Eukaryota; Metazoa; Nematoda; Chromadorea; Rhabditida; Metastrongylidae.
AUGUUAGGGUUGGAAAAUCCUUCUUCAAAUAGCGACUGCAUAACUCUCUGCAGUCAACAGUUAGUGUCAUCCUGCGUCGGGUCAGUUGAACUGGAGGAGCUGGGUUUGAAGCCACUUGCAGAAUGGAGAUUGAUAACCAUAAAGGGAAAACCAGGAUUUUAUAUACUUCCCAAUUUACUGAGAAAUUUAUAUUUCAGAAAUGUACUGAAGGAAGCUGGGAAGUCACUGAGAUGGACCACAUUAGGUGUGGCAUACAACUGGGAAACAAAGCAGUACCCACAAACUGGUGAUCAGCUUCCGGUGGAGCUGGUUCAUUUUGCUAAGGUCAUCACGCAAGUUCUUGGUCUAGGCGUUAUGAAUGCAGAUGCAGCGAUUGUAAACUAUUAUCCUCCUAAAUCAACACUUUCCCCACAUGUUGAUAGGUCAGAACGUACAAAUGCGCCAUUGGUGUCGCUGUCUCUCGGCCAAUCCGCAGUGUAUCUGAGCGGUGGUAAAUCACUGGACGACGAUGUGGUUCCGCUGUGGCUACGUUCUGGAGAUGUUAUAGUAAUGCAUGGCGCACAGAGAUUCGUCUACCAUGCCGUUGCCGCCAUCGUCAGUGAUCGUCUCUUCGCCAUAGAAGAUCCGCUUUUAGAACAAUUUGCUAAUUCCAGUAGAGUUAAUAUCACCAUAAGACAGGUGAACAACGUCCAAUAG